Ceratotherium simum simum (southern white rhinoceros) is the source of this 1471-nucleotide messenger RNA. The record is from RefSeq and is a predicted model, not a curated record. NCBI's taxonomy places the organism in Eukaryota, Metazoa, Chordata, Mammalia, Perissodactyla, Rhinocerotidae.
UGCAGUUGUCGUGCACGCCGCCGCUGGUCCGCCCGCUCCACCGCCGUAGCACCCCGGUGUCCGAGGGCGCACCGGAGCCGGGCCAUGCAGCCAGGAGCGGCGCUGCAGGCCAUGCUGCUGGCGGUGCUGCUGGCGGGGCCCCGGGGCGCGACGGGGCGCCUGCUAAGCGGGCAGCCAGUCUGCCGGGGAGGAACGCAGAGGCCUUGUUAUAAAGUCAUUUACUUCCAUGAUGCUUCUCGAAGACUGAACUUUGAGGAAGCCAGAGCAGCCUGCCUGAGGGAUGGGGGCCAGCUAGUCAGCAUCGAGUCUGAAGAUGAACAGAGACUGAUAGAAAAGUUCAUUGAAAACCUCCUGGCAUCUGAUGGCGAUUUCUGGAUUGGGCUCAGGAGGCGUGAGGAGAAACAAAGCAAUAGCACAGCCUGCCAGGACCUUUAUGCUUGGACGGAUGGCAGCACAUCAACAUUCAGGAACUGGUACGUGGAUGAGCCUUCCUGUGGCAGCGAGGUCUGCGUAGUCAUGUACCAUCAGCCGUCAGCACCCGCCGGCAUCGGGGGCCUCUACAUGUUCCAGUGGAAUGACGACCGAUGCAACAUGAAGAACAAUUUCAUUUGCAAAUAUUCCGAUGAGAAACCAACAGCUCCUUCUACAAGGCCUACAGGUGAAGGAACAGAGCCAGCAACACCAAUGCUUCCAGAAGACAUAGAGAAAGAAGAUGCCAAAGAAACGUUUAAAGAAAGCAAAGGAGCUGCCUUGAAUCUUGCCUACAUCCUAAUCCCCAGUGUUCCUCUUUUCCUCCUCCUUGUGGUCACCACAGUUGUGUGCUGGGUUUGGAUCUGUAGAAGGAGGAAGCGGGAGCAGCCAGGCCCCGGCACAAAGGAGCAGCACACCACCUGGCCCUUUCCUCACCAAGGGAACAGCCCAGACCUAGAGGUAUACAACGUCAUCCGAAAACAAAGUGAAGCUGAUUUAGCGGAGCCCCGGCCAGACCUGAAGAACAUUUCAUUCCGAGUGUGUUCCGGAGAAGCCACUCCCGAUGAUGUGUCUUGUGACUAUGACAACAUGGCUGUGAACCCAUCCGAAAGUGGAUUCGUGACUCUGGCGAGCAUGGAGAGUGGCUUUGUGACCAAUGACAUUUACGAGUUCUCCCCAGACCGAACAGGGAGGAGCAAGGAGUCUGGAUGGGUGGAAAAUGAAAUAUAUGGUUAUUAGGACGCACGAAAAACACUUGAACUAACAAGAAUGGGAAAGAAAAGAGAAGCAAAAUUCUCCUAUUUUCUAUAAGGACUCAGAAGGUCUAUGAAAAUGCUCAGAUCCAGUCCCGGGAGUGAGCAUGUGAUCCCCAUUAGCUCCUGCUGGAUCCCCAAGUUUUGACUAUAUCCCUUAUCCCAGCCUCUACCAGCUCCACCUUGUUAGAAAGCACCUUGCCCAGGGUCUGGCAUGUCGCAGAAAAUAAAUGUCAAUUGAUUGGUUA